AUGCAACUUAUGGAGGCUCACCGGAAUGCUAGUGUCCGGGAACUCAACAUGCAACUGACCAACAUUCUCAGCCAGUUGGAAUCAGAGAAAAAGUGCGGUGAAGAGUUAAGCAAGAUUAGGAAAGCCAGCCAAGGGACGUGCUGGUGGGAGACACCCUUUAACAAGCUUCGCUUGGAAGAGCUCGAGCAACUGAAGGAGGCAAUGGAGGAGCUCAAAAAGAAUUUGAUUAAUCAGGCGGAGAGGCUCAUCGUGGAGGCAUCGAACUCUUUGCAGCCUGUUCUUGGGGCGUCGAGUUCUAGAGGAAAUGUUGGGCUUGAUGUUGAUGUUAAGAUUCCUGGCCCUGGACUUUCAAUGACUCCUCAUGGAUAUUCAUUUGGAUAUGGUCGUCCAUUAAUCUUUUAA
Molecule: messenger RNA, 402 nt
Organism: Fraxinus pennsylvanica
Lineage: Eukaryota; Viridiplantae; Streptophyta; Magnoliopsida; Lamiales; Oleaceae
Source: the annotation of a GenBank genome assembly